Messenger RNA from Salarias fasciatus (jewelled blenny), 1425 nucleotides. RefSeq names its product family with sequence similarity 131 member Ab (gene fam131ab). The coding region runs from base 366 to 1415 and encodes 349 amino acids. The transcript is spliced from 6 exons. NCBI's taxonomy places the organism in Eukaryota, Metazoa, Chordata, Actinopteri, Blenniiformes, Blenniidae. The record is from RefSeq and is a predicted model, not a curated record.
CCAAAAAUAACAUUUAAAAAGCUGCACAAAGUGUUUUUUGUAUGUAUGGAUCGGAAUCAAGUGAGAGGCAGAGAAGAAAGCGCGGAGCUGCAGAAGUGAUGGCCGGACUUCCCCCCGCCCUCAGCGUCACUCCGGCGGUCUGAGCACGGCAGCGCGCACCGGAACCCAGCGGAGAGUGACAGAGGCUUUUCCGUCAGUGAGUGGCGGUCGACCGUUCAUUGCGCGUGGACUGGAGCGAAGCGAGCUCCCUGUCCGACCUCACGCUUUUGGGGAGCACGCGGACCUGCUUGGCACGCAGACUGAUACUGACAGCACCUCUGGGCGCUCUGGACUUCAGCGAGGUGAAUGUUGAUGACACCAUUGAAAUGUUACCAAAAUCAAGAAGAGCUCUCACCAUCCAAGAGAUUGCUGCAUUAGCACGAUCCUCCCUGCAUGGUAUUUCCCAGGUGGUGAAGGACCAUGUGACGAAGCCCACAGCCAUGGCACAGGGUAGAGUAGCCCAUCUAAUAGAGUGGAAAGGCUGGUGCAAGCCCAUCGACACUCCGGCAGCUUUGGAGUCGGACUUCAACUCUUAUUCUGACCUCACCGAGGGCGAACAGGAGGCUCGCUUUGCUGCUGGUGUGGCGGAGCAGUUUGCCAUCGCCGAGGCCAAGCUGAGGGCCUGGUCUUCAGUGGAUGGCGACGAAUCCAACGACGACUCGUACGACGAGGACUUCCUGCCUGCCAACGAGCCCACCACACAGAGUACAGAUGUGCCGUCGUAUCCUCCCUACCUGAAGGACCUGAUCCACAGCCAGCUCUGCCAGCACCUGGGCCUGCGGGGCCCCUGCUGCGAGGGCGGAGGGGGGAGUGGCGAGGGGGGCGGCAGCGGAGAGCCCUCCCCGACAGCGGGCUCCCCGGACACCCUGUGCUCCAGCCUGUGCAGCCUGGAUGAGCACCACCCGCUGCUGCGCGACCUGGGGGCCCGACGCGGCGGCGGCGGUUGCGGCCACGCCCACAGCAACGCCGCUGAACUCGCCGCCAAGAUCCUGUCGGCGCUGCACGGGGGCGAGGAGCUGCUGCUGGCCCGGCUGCAGCGGGUGGGCCAGAGCGGCCCCGGCGGAAGCGAGUGCGGCUUCCACAGCCUGGGCGGGGGUGGGCGGGGCAUCAGGCCCUGCGGCGGCCAGGACUCUCCGUGCUACUCCAUGUCGUACUCCGAGACGUACCUGUCGCCCGGCGAGGACGACGACACGCCCUGCAAGGACUACGAGGGCACGCUGUGCCAGGUGGAGGCGGAGGGCGGCGGGGUGGAGUACGACCCUCGCAGGAGGGUGUCCGACGUGGCGUCCUCUGGGGUGGUGUCUCUGGAUGAGGAGGAAGAAGAGGAGGAGGAGGAGGAGGACGAAGAGCGGGCAGUAGAGCCAAACCACCAAUGACUCCUCGCCU